Messenger RNA from Rhodamnia argentea, 2016 nucleotides. RefSeq lists its product as uncharacterized. The coding region runs from base 1 to 2016 and encodes 671 amino acids. The transcript has a single exon. The record is from RefSeq and is a predicted model, not a curated record. Lineage: Eukaryota; Viridiplantae; Streptophyta; Magnoliopsida; Myrtales; Myrtaceae.
AUGAACGUCCUCUUGUGGUUGGCCUAUUUGUCGGCUGAUCGGGUAGCUGCAUUCGCAAUCGGGCUUAUCUCUCACAACCAAAGCAAUUCGUCUGCUCGUGGAGCUGAAGUAGACGGAGCACUUCAAGCGUUUUGGGCCUCAUUUCUCUUGUUACAUCUUGGUGGUACGGACACCAUCACCUCGUUCUCUAUGGAGGAUAAUUCGCUUUGGGGACGGCACCUGCUCAGCCUCACCUUCCAAAUCGGUGCUGCCAUCUAUGUCUUCAUGCAAAUAUUUACCGUCAACAAGUUGCUGGUAAUCCCUACAAUGCUAGUAUUUCUUGCCGCGGUCAUAAAAAAUGCGGAGAGGAUAUCGGCACUUAAUCUCUCGAGCCUCCCGAGGCUCGGGGAAUGGGUGUUCUCACAUGACACGUUUUCUGAGGAUGCUUAUAACGAGUUGGUUCAAGAACUUGAUGUUCUAGGUGAAGAUGGAGAAGAAGGAGAACAAGAAGAAGUGAAGCUUUUAGAGAGUACUGUGGUGAAGCAUGGUUACAACUUCUUUCAAAUCUUUAAGGUCUUUCUCGGAGAUCUCAUGUUCACUUGUCAAGAACGGGAAAUGAGCCGCAAAUAUUUCCACUAUGUUUCUGCGGUGGAUGCGUUGAGAGUGAUAUCAGUCGAACUACAUUUCAUUUAUGAGGUGCUCCAUACAAAAGCUUUGGCAAUACGCUCCAAGUGGAGCUUUAUUCUCCGCUUCAUGGCCUUUACUGAUCUUAAUAUGGCUUUCGUCCUGUUCUAUCGCUUAAAGAAGCAUCGGCUCCACAAACUUGAUGUGGAAAUUACUUAUUUUCUUCUUUUUGGAGGGAUUGCUCUUGAUUUGAUUGCUCUGUUCAUGCUCAUUUUCUCCGAUUGGAUUGUCGCCAGAAUCAAUUCUGCAUUUUUCCAAGCUUUGGAUUGCCUGAUGAAGCCCCAUUUUGCCAAUUGUACAUCAGAGCUUUAUGUAAGGGGUACAUACAAGGCGUUCAAUACACGAUUAAUAUUUAAAAGGUGGUCAGAAUCCAUCUUUGCUUGCAACCUUUUAUCCGAGAGCUUUGGUGAGAGUCCAAGAAAGAUGUAUAAGCUUAGCUGGCAUGGGCGCAUCUUUGGUUUUUCUGAUGUCUGCUGGUUUCCGUUAUGUGUGACUGCGAGGAUCAUCUCUUGUUUCCAGCAAGCUAGUGAGAUAAUCGUGAGAGUCUUUGGAUCGAGGAACACGAGAUCCAAAAUAUCAACGCUUGCCAAUUCUAGGCACGUGUCCAAGAAUCCCUUUAUCAAGGAGCUAUGGAUCUUUAUCUUUAAGGAGGUAAAACGUAAAUCUGAGAAUGCGGAUGAUUCGACAAAGGUCAGAGAGAUAUUUGAGGCUAGAGGUGAUCUGUGUCUCCAAAAUACACUGCCUAGGAGUAUUUCUAGCAAGUUUUUACAAUAUGUCACCAGGGCUAAUUAUGACACCAGUGUUAUAGUGUGGCAUGUUGCUACGGAAAUAUGGUAUAACAUCGAGACACCCGAAGAAUGGGACGAAGAAUGGGAAUUCAGCAAGAUCCUCUCCGACUACGUGACGUAUCUUUUACUUAAUCGGCUUAAGGUGAUAUCUGCCGUGACGGGCAUUGCCCAGAUCACAACUUGGGAGACGGUGCGUGAGCUACGGGAGCACAUCCGCUCUCAUCGGACCAAGGAUGUGAAGGAGCUAUGCACGCAAUUAUAUCAAGUUCGCUUUGGACAAUCGAGCCAAAGUAUCCACUCCCAAUCCCCCCUCCGCCAGGGGAUCAAGUUGGCCCAGGAGAUCGAAAGCCUCGGGGAAAUAAAGUGGAAGGUGAUGAGCGGAGUGUGGGUGGAGAUGCUGUCAUACGCAGCAAGUCAUGUUAAGGGAGAGGCGCAUGUGCAGGUGCUAAGCGAAGGUGGUGAGCUUCUUGCCUUUGUUUGGCUACUGAUGGCUCAUUUCGGCUGUCUCUACAGACAUGAAUGGGGCAUGUAUUAUGAGUACCAGAUGCGAGGGCUCGCUGUGUGA